Eimeria acervulina is the source of this 497-nucleotide messenger RNA. RefSeq lists its product as hypothetical. The transcript is spliced from 2 exons. The record is from RefSeq and is a predicted model, not a curated record. NCBI's taxonomy places the organism in Eukaryota, Apicomplexa, Conoidasida, Eucoccidiorida, Eimeriidae. The annotation marks the transcript as partial.
GGCACUUCGUUGUCGUGUGCGGCGUGGCUCUGUCCCUUCCCAAAGGAGUGACUGCUGUCUCCUUGCUGCAGCAGAAGCAGCAGCAGCAAGAGGAGCAGCAGCAACAGCAGCAGCAACAGCAGCAGCAACAGCAGCAAUCGCAGCAGCAAGCACAGCAGCAGGAGAAGAAUGGUUCUGACUGUGGAGCUGCUGCUUCUGCUGCUGCUGCUGCUGCUGCUGGUGCUGGUGCUGCUGCUUGGGGUACAGAAGUUAAUGCCGGGGAGACACUUGUUUGUCUGAAGCAGCUGCAGCAGUUGUUUGCUGCUGGAAUUCGCAGCUGCGACGUCAGAAGUUUUCUCUUAGUAGAUCCGUUAAAGCCCCGACCCAUAUGGGUUAACCCCUUUAGAUUUGAUGCAUGCAGAGACGCAGACGGGACAGACAACGACUUAGUUAUAAUUCAGAUGCCGCCUCAGCUGCAGAAGGCCUGGCUGGCGAAGCAGUCUCUCUGCUGUACUUAG